Austrofundulus limnaeus is the source of this 1011-nucleotide messenger RNA. RefSeq names its product gastrula zinc finger protein XlCGF8.2DB. The record is from RefSeq and is a predicted model, not a curated record. Lineage: Eukaryota; Metazoa; Chordata; Actinopteri; Cyprinodontiformes; Rivulidae. Gene Ontology annotation, biological process: regulation of transcription by RNA polymerase II. Gene Ontology annotation, molecular function: RNA polymerase II cis-regulatory region sequence-specific DNA binding; DNA-binding transcription repressor activity, RNA polymerase II-specific. Gene Ontology annotation, cellular component: nucleoplasm.
GAGCAGAAACCAGCAGGAACCCAGAUCUAAAUCCUCUCGAAGAUGCUUCCAGCUCUUCAGAGACUGAAGUCAGUGAGGAUGAUGAAGAGGAAAAGAAUGGGUACAAUAUUGAUUCUCAGCUGGAACACUUAUCGGACUCUGGAUCAGAAACUGAAGACAGUGAGAAAGACUGGAAGGGCAGCAGGGCUCCUGAGUCCGGUGUAAACUGUGUCAACAACAGUUUCAGCUGCUCUGAGUGUGGUAAACAAUAUCUCCACAAGCGGUCUCUUCAGAGACACGUGACAUGUCAUUCAACAGUAAAACGUUCAAACUGGUUGAGUCAUAAGAAAAUUGUCAGAGAGAAGAAACAUGUAGAGUCACACCGAGAAGUCCAGACAGAACCCAAAUCAUUUAGUUGUGAUGAAUGUGGUAAAAUAUUGACCAGAAAAUCAAGUUUAAACACACAUAUGAGAGUCCACACAGGAGAAAAACCAUUUGAAUGUGAGGUGUGUGGACAUAGACUUACCCAUAAGACUAAUUUAAUCUCACAUAUGAGAGUCCACACAGGAGAGAAACCAUUUGUAUGUGAGGACUGUGGACUUAGAUUUAUCUGUAAGUCUUAUUUAAAUUCACACAUGAGAGUCCACGCAGAAGGAAAACCAUUUGUAUGUGAGGACUGUGGACAUAGAUUUAGCUCUAAGCCUAAUUUAACCAAACACAAGAGAGUCCACACAGGAGAGAAACCAUUUGUAUGUCAGGACUGUGGACAUAGAUUUAGCCAUAAAAGUAAUUUAAGAAAACACAAGAGAGUCCACACGGGAGAGAAACCAUUUGUGUGUGAGGAGUGUGGACAUAGAUUUAGGUAUAAGGCCAAUUUAAAACAACACAUGACACUCCACACAGGACACAAACCAUUUGUAUGUGAGCACUGUGGACAUAGAUUUCGUCAGAAGAGUACUUUAAGCUCACACAUGAGCAUCCACACAGGGCAGAAACCAUUUGUAUGUGAGGACUGUGGACAUAAAUUUAGCC